GUGACGGAGCCGAGAGCGAAAGUGCGGCAGGCGCGCUGCCGCCUAGCCUUCCCGCCGCCCCCGUGAGGGCGCGCGGCAAACGACGGACGAACCUCAACCACAGCAGCAACCAUUCGACAUCAAUCCACCACCAACUUCAACAUCAACAGAAUCAGCAUCAACUUUCAAUUGCGUCUGGAGUCUCCCAGGCGGCACUUGUCACCCCCGCUAGCAUGAACGGUGCUGCCGGAGCGGAUCAUCACAUGAAUAAUAAUAAUAAUAGUUUAAAUAAUAAUAAUAGCGGUGUUAAUAAUAAUAAUAACAGUAGCAGUCUGAAUAAUAAUCACGCAGUGAAAAGUGAGAGGUUGAGUCCGGGCAGAGCGGCUUUGACGCCGGAUAAUCAGUCCAGUGCUAGCAGGUCUCGGAGUGUAACACCAUCCUCUUCGAGUUACCCAGGAACGCCGCCUCAGAACCCCCACGACCGCGGCCCCAGUCCUGCACAAACGCAAGCCACCAUCAGACACAUGGAGCAAGUCAUGGGGCGAAACUGUUCAGACUUCAUACGCAGCCUGGCUGCCAAAUACAACAACUCAAAUCCUAAUGAUUACUUUGGAGCAGCAAGAAACGGCUUCCCAGCACUCGAUCCUCGAUUCGCAGGUCCACCGUUCAAAGGGUCACCAUUUCCAGGUCUUCUUGCUCCGCUGUUACCCGGAGCAGCAAGUUCUGCUGCUGUCAGCGUUUCUCCUUCGACAUCUGCCACAAGUCAACGCGGUAGUCCGACACAACAAACGCUGGCGGCUACAGCUGUAGCUGCAACGGCUGCAGCAGCAGCAGCCCAAAGAGAAAGGCCGCUGGCUGCUGAUUCGCCGCCGAAACGAACGGGCGAGACUGGGCCAUCGAUGUAUCCUGGAUUUCCGUUUCCACCAGGUUCUAUGUUUCAACCUCUAAUCGACAUGAGCAGUACGCAAGCUCUCGUACAAAUGAUGCGAGCUGCCAAAGAAGACCAAAUGCAAACGCUGCUUAAAAACCCAUCAUCUCUGUCGCCGUCGGCAGCCACUACAAUUCUUCACAGUCCUCCAACCUCGUCGCUUAAUAUUCCAAAUACCAACUCCAAUGCGUCAUCUCUGGGGGGCCUGCCAACAUCGGCAGUUGCUCCUUUAACAAAACGUUCGUCUACUGAUAGUCAUCCUUUAGAUUUGAGUUCGGCGAAUUUGGCAAAGAGGCCAAAAAUGACCGAUAGGAUAGCAGGGAGUACGAAAUCCUCGGCCGAAGUAUCGCCUUCGAUGCCUGCGGCGCAGAAUAGGUGUCCGGGGCCACCUCAUUGUGAAGGCGAUGUUGAACUGGCUUCGUGGGGCGUGGAAGACGUCUGCAAUUUUGUUGCUGGGAUUGAUAUCUGCGCGGAAUAUUCACAGAACUUUCGAGACCAAUGCAUAGACGGAAGCGGACUGCCUCUUCUGACCGAAGAACAUUUAACGGGAUCCUUGGGCAUGAAAUUGGGACCUGCCCUGAAACUUCGCUCAAUCUUGGCCAAAAGAACAGGAUCUUCUUGUCCUAACUGUGGAGGACGCAGGACAUCCCAAUCUGCACCACAAUCACCAUCAGGAGGAAACAGGGAAAACGAAUUUAAACACAGGCCUCUUAGUCGUGGUUCUAAUGCUGGAAACAGUUAGCCAAAUAAAAUAAAAAAAAUGUGUGAAAUUAAUCCGAAAAGACUUGUGCUAGUUUUAAUUUAAGUUUGAACAGAAAAUGAACUAAUUAGUUUAUAGUGUUUUAAUGAACCCAUGACAAGGUGUAAGGUUUGUUAUUGUAACCUUGUUGGAAUUUCGAAACUAUGAUGGUCUUCUUCAGUUGAAGAAAUAGACAAUCCAUAAGAAAACAUUUAGUGUGAAAUAAAUUCACAAAAGAUGUGCAUAAGAAGGUUAAUAGAAUUAAUAGAAUUUUGGAAUAAUUGGGCAAUAAAUUCUUAAUAAUAGAAAUUUUUAUCAAGAAACUUUAAUGUGCAUAUAGAAAGAGAUGAAGUAAAAUAUUAGCUAAAUUACGAAGUUUAUAAUAAUUCAAUCACGUAUAA
Molecule: messenger RNA, 2047 nt
Organism: Ctenocephalides felis (cat flea)
Lineage: Eukaryota; Metazoa; Arthropoda; Insecta; Siphonaptera; Pulicidae
Gene: Samuel
Product: serine/threonine-protein kinase pakG
Cellular component (GO): PRC1 complex
Molecular function (GO): protein binding
Source: RefSeq, a predicted model, not a curated record